GUUCACCGCUUUCUCACGAACUUCUAGCAAAAUGCUGAUCAAGACGAUUGAAUACUUCCGUCUUCCUCCUCGAUGGCUGUUCGUCAAGAUCACGGAUGAUGCUGGCAAUGCUGGCUGGGGAGAGGCCAGCUUGGAGGGCCAUACGGAGGCUGUGGAGGGCUGUUUGGACUCGUUCGCCGAGAGGUUCGUUGGGCAAGAAGCGGACGAUAUCGAGCACAUCUGGCAAUUGGGUUAUCGCAUGGGUUUCUACCGGGGAGGACCUGUGCUGAUGUCGGCACUGUCAGGCGUGGACAUUGCUUUGUGGGACCUCAAGGCGAGGAAACUGAAUCUGCCAAUAUAUCAGCUGCUAGGUGGUAAGGUGAGGGAUCAGCUCAGAGUUUAUGCUUGGAUUGGAGGUGAUCGACCGAAUGACGUGGAAACCAUGGCCAAGGGACGACUUGCAGCUGGAUUCACGGCGGUCAAGAUGAAUGCCACAGAGGAUUUGGGAUGGCUUGAUUCACCGAGCAAGCUCGAUGCAUGUCUCGAGCGUGUGAAAACGGUGAGAAGUCUGGGGCUGGAUGCUGGCGUGGACUUCCAUGGAAGAGUCCACAAGCCAAUGGCGAAGCAGUUGGCCAAGUUGCUCGAGCCUGAGCGACCGCUCUUCAUCGAAGAACCUCUGCUAUCUGAGAAUGUUGGAGAGAUCCAGGAGCUGUCUCGUCAUGUAAGCACGCCUAUCGCGCUCGGAGAGAGGCUCCACAGCCGAUGGGAUGUCAAGCCCUUCCUCGAAGCAAGGUGUGUCGAUGUGAUCCAGCCAGACAUCGCUCACUGUGGAGGUAUCUCUGAGACGCAUCGCAUAGCCAAGAUGGCCGAAGCGUACGACAUUGCACUCGCUCCACACUGUCCACUGGGACCUAUUGCUCUGGCGGCGAGCGUCCAGGUGGAUGCUACAUGUGCCAACUUCGCGAUCCAAGAAAUGCCACUAGGAAUCCACUACAACGUUGGCGGAUCUGAUUUGACGAGCUAUCACACGAAUCCCGAAGUGUGGGACGUCAAGGAUGGGUACAUCAAGCUCAUGUCUGGUCCUGGCUUGGGCAUAGAGAUUGACGAAGACGCUGUGCGCGCGGCCUCCAAGAACAUCGCAGCAUGGCGCAGCCCGCAUUUCGUAGGUCCUGGAGGAGAAAUCCGCGAGUGGUAGACGCCCAUCCUCAGUGCCGGGUAGCACGACAUGUUCUUCUAGAGGCAGGCAUCGCCUGUGCUGUUCAUAUGUUGUAUGGAGCUCACCGCCCC
Cercospora beticola is the source of this 1266-nucleotide messenger RNA. RefSeq lists its product as uncharacterized. Gene Ontology annotation, molecular function: galactonate dehydratase activity. Gene Ontology annotation, biological process: D-galactonate catabolic process; amino acid catabolic process. Lineage: Eukaryota; Fungi; Ascomycota; Dothideomycetes; Mycosphaerellales; Mycosphaerellaceae. The record is from RefSeq and is a predicted model, not a curated record.